CCAGAGAUCUCUUGGAUCACGACAGGAAGAGUCGCCGCCGUGUCUUUUAUUCCUACUCAAAGGAAAGAUAUCUCCGCUAGUCAGAGUUUGUAUCGAACUCCCGAAAACCGCGUGGCUGUCUCCAAGCGCCACACCGCGUCUCCAUUCGCCGGCCGAGCGUCGCGUCACGCGUCAGUCUCACACUACCGACGCCUCUCGUCGCACGCGUCCCGUCAGUCACUCAAUCGCGUCGCUCUUGUCAUGUCAUCUGUAGGACCUUUGAUCCUGCUUAAAGUCUUGUAGGCCUGUCAGGUCUGGUUGCCCGGAUACCGGACGGAGUCAGGACCUGUCAUGUCAUGUCACCCGUCAAAAUGACAGAUCGGUGCGCGGGGGUGUCCGCCGGUGGCCUCGUUCCGGUUUGAAAACUGUUAUGACGCUGCUUUGAACUUUUAAGUGCUGUCUCUUUGCUGCAGUGCGGUGUCGUGGUGCGUGACAUCAGAUGAUUUACUCAGUGCCUUCUUUCAUGAACUUGUUGUGCGGCUGUGAUAUCUGACCAAAAAGCUACAGACAAUAUAAAAUGACGCAUUGUUAAACAAAUAAUGUGUUUCACAAUCUAUCAUCAAAGCUUGUAAACGUAAUACAUGCAUUCACUAGGUAAAUACGUGUAAUUCUUAUAGAUAGAUUACACAGGCCGAUAAGAUUAUUACCCAGAAAGUACAGUAUACUUACCCUAAAACUUACAAAUAAGUCGCUCAGUAUCUGCAUAUGUCGUGGCCAUAUCGUAGAAUCGACCAUUUCAUGAAAUGAUCGAGCAUGUCAUGAAAUGGUACCGAUUAGUCAGAGAAAGAAUGGAACAUCUAUUGAAAAUGUAUCGAUGAAAUAAGUUAAUGACACUAGCUUUUGAGCUUUUGUCAACAUUUGAUUAUCACCUGUUUGAAACAUCAAAAUUAAUUGUAAUUUUCAAUUAACAAAAUUGACUGUUGGAAUUUGAAACUUGAGUAGAUGGAAAUUCUGCCGAGAAAGACAGGCAUGGCCCUGCCGUUGAGUUGUUCGCAACGAGUGAAGGACGAUCUGAUAGACCCUUUGACCUCGAAAGUGGCCACAAACCUGCUGGCACCUGUCAAAACGGAACGCCAGAUCCUGGAGAACUCGAUGUUGGAAGAUGACCCCAAUGGCAACUGCACGGUGUCAGCACAGGAGACGUCUGGCCCUAGAUGGGGCCCCCAGCACAAGGGGGCUCAGGAACUGGCCAAUCUGUACAGCAAGACGAAACGCACCCAAGAGUGCGUGUGCGUCGGCAUUUGUCUCACCUUGAUGGCUGUGAAUUUCGUGUUCAUCCUUCUCUACAUAAGACUGGAGCAGCUCAGCACGGUUUCUGGUAGCGGCAAUCUGCGGCAUCAUCACGGCGGAUUUCGCUUCUGGACUGGUGCAUUGGGCUGCGGACACUUGGGGCACUGUCGAGCUGCCUAUUAUAGGUUAAGUGUGGUUUUACUUGAUAAUUGA
Messenger RNA from Acanthoscelides obtectus, 1482 nucleotides. NCBI's taxonomy places the organism in Eukaryota, Metazoa, Arthropoda, Insecta, Coleoptera, Chrysomelidae. The record is from the annotation of a GenBank genome assembly.